This is a messenger RNA of Diorhabda sublineata, 9329 nucleotides long. It is a transcript of the gene H, whose product is annotated as protein hairless. Lineage: Eukaryota; Metazoa; Arthropoda; Insecta; Coleoptera; Chrysomelidae. The transcript has 6 exons. The record is from RefSeq and is a predicted model, not a curated record. Bases 458 to 1756 code for a protein of 432 amino acids.
CCAUUAAUAACGAAAUACUAUAAUGAAACUAUAGACAUAGUUAAUUUUCAAAUUGGUACAGUUAUGGAAAUCAUAUUUCUUGAAAAUCAUCCAAUGGAAAUGUGAAUGAACUUUUUAUGAAACCAACUGUCCGACAGAGCGACCGUCAACAUCAUCAAAUUUUGACCACGGGACGAGUCGUGUAGGGUGGGUAACGUUAGAUGUUUAAAAUUGGUUUAAAUUCAGUUAAAGUUAUUAAUGUAUUCGAGCUUUCUGAUAAUGUUUCAAAAAUGUGGUCGCUGUAUUUAAGGGAUUGUCAUGAGAACUAUUCGUUAUGGAGUGCAGUGGACGUUGAAAUACGGCGACCGAUCGAAGAACUGUCAGCAGGUGGAUUGUGGAUUGUAGAAAUAUUUUAAGGGAGGAUAUUAAAGAUGAAACUUUGUGAAAUGGAUAUUAGACUGUUAUAAAACGUUAUGAAAUGCACAUAUCAUCUGAGAUACAGCAUCCCUCAACAACCAUCUUGACAAAAUGUACCAAAAUGUCAGAAGAGGGGCACAAAUUUGGAAUGAAUGGGAAUGUUGACAGAAAUAUUAAGGAGGAGUGCCACAAAACUAAUUAUGGGCAAGGAGGACGUCUCAAAUUCUUUAAAGAUGGAAAAUUUAUCCUUGAAUUGGAACGAGCCAGGGAAGGUGAGAGGGUUUCUUGGGUGUCAGUACCCAGAAAAACAUUUUGGCCACCUCCAGGUACUGCCUCAGCCACUCCAGCAUAUCGUCAAGAAAGUAGUACAUCUCUUAGUGUUUCAGAUGACAAUAGUUCUAUUCAGUCAUCACCAUGGCAAAGGGAUCAUUCAUGGAAACAGACGAAUCCUUGUAAAAACUUAUCAAAAGAAUUGAAAUUUUAUUUGUGGAGACCUAAAGGUCAAAGAUCAAAAAGAUGCAGUAAUAAGAGGAGAAGACCUUUGUCAACAGCACCAGAACCCCAGUGCGACAUUGUUAUUAAGAGUGAACGAACUUAUGUGAAAGUUAAAAAAGAAUAUGGUAGGCAUUCUCUUCUCAGCAUUGUACAGUAUCUUAUUGACAAAAGUCUCAGGACAAGUACCCCUCCCAGAGCAGAAACUGUCGUUUCACCUAGAAAACGGUUUCUCCGCGAAAUGGAAAAAGACAAAUUUCACGGUGACGAUAAUUCUCAAAAAAGAAGCCGUAACAAAUCACAAACAAAUCAACCAAUAUCGAAUACUCCGCCUUCAGCACCGGUUACAGGAAGUGGCAGUGGUAGUCCUGUAGUCACAAAUGGUGUAGAGGAAACUAAACCACUUAGAAAUUCUAGUUAUAGCAUAACGUCACUGUUAGCGGAAGAUCGAAACAUUAAGAGAUCGCCACCGUCAUCUCCUAGUCACUAUCCUCUAACACACCCCCAAUAUUGUUCACCACCGCCAUCCUCUGCAGAUGAUCGGUUAUAUUCAGAGAGUGUAGACAGACUGCGUUCAAUAGAACUUUCGCAAGUAGAAAAAUGUGGAUAUCCUCCCUAUUCACCUCAGUCAUAUUUACAUGGUUACGUGUAUCCAUUUCCGCCAGUGCCGUCAUAUUAUGGUGCAGGUGUUUAUGGUAGGGGAUAUGUAGUGCCUUCCAUGUAUCAUCAUUCCUCUCCUCUUCAUAUGCCCAUUAGACACGAAACUCCCACUUGCUCUUGGACAGUCGUUGAACCACGUAGGGAUGGUGAGCAUCGGGAAGAUACUGUUACAGAUAUGCCGUUGAACCUUUCCAAAAACUCCGGAUGAAAACAAUGUGUGCCUUCCGAAGAAGUACCCUAUAUCAUAUAUUUAUUAAAGAAAUAUAUUUUCUAAAGAGUUUGUAAUGUACAAGAGUAAUUUCUUUGAGGAAGAUGACACGCGCUGUAGUUUGGCACUAAACAUGUCACUGCAGGAAUUAUGCGAUAAAUAUUGUUACUCAUUUGUAAUUAAACAUUUUAUAUAAAGCUUUCGAAGCAGAUAGCAAUAAAUAUUAAAAGGGGCCGUUUUAUAAAUAGAUGUGCCAAUAAAAAUUAUUGAUACUAAAUUGAAAGAAAAAAGAUAAUGUUCAUGUCCAACGAAUGGGUUUAUUUAUAAAACAGCUCGAUAGAAGCUUUAAAAAAUGGAAAAUGUGCAACUGACAGCUCUACAAGCAACCAACUGUAGAUAGUAGGUGUACAUAUAAACAGAUAUUUUGUAUAGAAACUGUUUUGUAUUAUUUUAUACAAUGAAAUGAAAAAACUACUUAAAAAUUAAAAAUGAAAUCAAGUCGUGAACGAAUUAAUUUGUAUUUGUAAAUAACUUUUUCACUUUUGUACAUAGUAUGUCAAACAUAUCAUUUUGCUAUUUAUUUUAACGAAUGGCGUCAGUCUAUCAGCAAAAAUAUUCUACAAGCUUCCAUAAGAUAAUUGUCUAGCUUGUUGAUUAUUCAAAUCUCUUCUCCAUAGUUUGAGCGUCGUCCAUAAUUUAGUUUAUUUAUAAUGCUAAUUUUUAUCAGUUAAUCUCACAUGUAUUAAAAUUGUUAAAAAUAUCUGUUUCAUUGGAUUCUAUGGUAAGGUUUUAUCCCGAGGAUAUAUCGAGAUCCUAAAUAUGGCCAAUUAGUUCUUCUUGUUUAUCUUUACAUAAGGACUUUUCAAAAACUAUGAUCUUAACCCGUGAUUUGAAUGUUUGGAAACUAACCCGGAUCUUCAUUGUUGUUCAGGAACUGAUCGAGUUAAUCGGAUCAUAGUCAUGCAAUAUAAUCCUUUUUGUCUUCGGCUUUUCGAAUUUUCAAAAUUAUUUAAGUGACCGUUUACUUUUAAUUCUCAAGAGCAGUGUACUUUAUAAGUUACUGAGGUUUGCGUUACGUUGUUUUUAAUUUAAAAUUUCCAUCGAAAAUUGAACGCGAAAUAUGGAAACUGUGAUCUAAAUCACGUUCUGGAUUAGGAUCUGUAAUCAGCUGAUGGGGGUGAUCUACCUGAACCCGGGUAAUAGUUUCUGAAAAGUCCAACAAUUUUAAUAUUGCCAUAAAACUCUCAAUGAUCUAUAUUAACAAUAAACUACUGAACUAGUGUAAAAAUACACAUUUAUUGGUUUUGAAAUUUUGAUUCAUUGCUAUAAACAGUCUAGUAUUUUCUGGAACACUCGUUGACUAAAUUACUUUUCACCAUAACUAUUCUAACCCUCGUAAUUGCAACUCCAUUAGUUCAUAUCUGGCUAGAAGGAUCAGACAGUGUAAUUUUGAGUCUUUGUAUAAUAAUAGUAACCCAUGUGUUCAGUAUUUUUAUGCCCACUUUGAGUUAUUUAUGAGCAACAACAUAAUUCCCAGAUGGUGAGUGUAUUGCAACAGUUGUUAUCAAAUAGAUGUUUCUUAUCAUUCAUUAGUGAUAAUUUUGAUUUGUUGCAAAUUUAAAUCCGGAAGAAAUAUUUUAUAUCCUUUCUCUCAGUUUUUUGUGUUUUACAAUUUACAGUAACAAUGUGCUCAAAUUAAUAGUUAAAAUAUUUGGCAAUGUUAUUAUCAUAACUAGUCAUGUUGGUGAAUACAAAAAUUUUUAAUAGUCUUAAGGAACGGCUAUUGUUUUGAUAUUUUUUUAGUUUAAUUUUUUCAUAUUAUUUAAUCUUCAUACUGAGAAAAAAAAUUACAUUUACAAUCUAGUGUGGAAAAUAAUUAUUUUGAUAGAGACUUGUAUUUCCCGAUUAAUAACUGGCGGGCAACUAUUUCAUGUCACAACAUUCACUUAUAUUUUUGAUUUUUUUCUUUGUUGUUAGUAAAAAUAAGUACGAUUAAUUAAAAAAAAAUAUUGGCCAAGAAUUUUAUUGAUUAAUUAAUUUGAAUAUUUAAACAAAUAAUGAUCAUUCGAAUUUCACGAUUUAGAAUCUUUUGCCAAACUUAGCUCCUGAAUAGUCCAACAUUCUUUGGUUACAUUUGCCUUGAUAGCACUUUUCUGUCUGUGAAAUGGUCUGAUGGUACGUCUCCCCGUGCUCAUCGCUCUCUGCAGUCCAAUUCUCAGGAAAACAUCCAGAUAUGUGGCUAAAAAUGGUUCUUGUGUGACUUGUUGCAAUCUAAUGCUUGAUUAACUAAGUUGGAGUUUCUGGAACUGUUGGUGAUAUUCAUCCUGAAUACACUGUUUACACUACCACUAUACCAACACUCACAAUUUCACUGGGUAACGCGCGUUUCGAUAACCAAGUUGUCUUCUUCAGAUAGUGGAGGUAAACUGAAAACCAUCUUGGUUAUCGAAUCGCGCGUCAGAUAGUGUAAUUGUGAGUGUUGGUGUAAACAGUGUGUUCAGUACCAAUGCUUGAUAAGUCAACAAAACUCGCUAAAAAACAUUUUGUACUCCCCACUCUCAUGGUUACCUAGAAAAUUUGCAAUAACGUUCUUGAAAGAUUUUUUUGAUUUUUUCCAUUAAUAACUUCAUAUUUUCUUAGGUUUCUAUCAUAUUAGCAGAUUCAGAUUAGGGUUCAGAUGUAAGAAAGAAAUAUAGUUCCAUCAAUUAGUAGUAGUAAAACUGCUUUCAAGCUAGUUUUAAUGAACAAACGAUAGCUAUUUAAUUCCAUUUUCAAAUUCUUCAUCUCUCCAUUUAUAUCAUUACAAUACACUUAGUCUCCAUCUUGAGAAUAGUAUGACCGGAAGAGCCCGUCACCAUUUCGAAAAUGGCUUAUCGUAGUUUAAUGAUGUAGCAAAUUAUUCUUCUAAAAAAGAUCUAAAGGCCAUAAACACACGGUCCAGAUGAACGUCCGAUCAGGUUUUGCCCAGUUCCGGGAGAAAUUUGAAGUGUAGAGUACAUCGGAUUGUGCUAGGUUCUAAUUUUAUAUCAAAAAUCUUUUUGCUAUCAAAGGAAGAAAAAAAUCUUGAGAAGUAUUUAGGUUCAUUCUAUUUUAGAAAGACGACGUAAUCUAUUCGUUACUUUUAGAUGUUUUUAAACUAUUUACGAAUGUCUGUGGCGUCAAAUGACGAACAUCUAAAGGUAAAGGUACACCUUCAAGAACAAGAUAUCAACAUGAGAAACUGCAUUCUAGUGCAAAAGAUACUUGCAGUAAGUUUAAAGAAGGUUUGCUUUGUCUAACUAUGCCUCGACCACUUCACUUAUAUGAAGAUCUUUAUAUUAAAUCGUUACUAGAAGUAGAGAAUACCUGGGCACACACCUGGACGUUUUUACGACAUGCAUAGUCUCACCUAAGAAUUCUGAUUUUUUGAUAAAUUCAAGUCUCUAAAUAAUCCGCUAGCAUAUUCGCCUGAUCUGUUGUGAAAAUAUGCUUAUUUCCUAUAUUAGGACAGUGUUUCACCAGAAGCCUUUACUUCUUUAACUAUUCUAGCUAAGUAUGUGAAAGAUAAGUGCAGUUUUGAUCCAUUAUUACAAUGAAUAAUAUUAAUUACUGACGCACUAAUUGUAGUCCAUCUCAUCGUCAGACGACCGAUCUUCAUUGUUCUUUGUUGAUGAAGAACGGGUGGCAACUUCUGCUGGAAGGUUACGGUAGUAACGAUGGUAUAUUGGUGGGAUGUAUGGUAAUAAAUCCAUUAUAUCCUUUUUCUUAGCAGCUGUUACUAUUCUUUUUGAUGCGUAGAGUUGAUCUUGACUAAUAUGAAUCAAACUAUUCAAAGGUCUGCCUCCGAUUCUUUUCGUCAAGUCAACUUUAUACAUCUCCAUUUAGGAGUGUAGAGUUUAUUUGAACUGAAACUGCAGAGGUUUAUCCCGAUGAAAACGUUGCCAUCGAAUUUUAAGCCAGCUGAAAUCGUAGCCACAUGCUACUGCUUAAAAAAUGAUUCAUCUCAACAACCCUGAAAUGUAGCAACUUUUUUUUGAAUUCUUUAAUAAUUUCAAUCCACUCAUCUGGGCUGUAAAUUUGUAUAUGUUUACGGCUUGUACUUUCUAUUAUACCGAAGUCAGCUUCAUUAGGAAGAUAUGAGAGUGACCUGAAACUAAGAAUUUGAGAUCUAUGGUAUUAAUCGAGACAUCUGGAUCUUGCACAAGCUAUAGAAGAGAAAGGCUUGUUUUGAUGCUUUUAGCCGAUGGAUGAAUCUGAGUAUGCAAUAACAUGACUAUAGGGUGAAGCAUUUUCUUUUAAAUGUUUAACCAAACAUGUUGCUAUGUCUUUGGAGCCAUGCCCACCUUCAGCUUCGUCCCAUACGUACAUAUAUCCAGUUUUAUCGUUUCCACAGUGUAUACUUAGAUUGUAUAGGUAUAAAUUUCUUUCAUAGUAAGCAACAAAAACUGUGAGCUUAUGAAAGGGGAGGACUUACAUUUUUUUAUAGUUAACUCACUGCUCAAAUAUUGUCUACAAGGGUUUUUGUUUCUGGAAUAGUGACUUUGGUAGACCGGGAAAUUACUUAUAUGGGCAACAAUACCUGCAUCGCCUAGUCGUCUGGAAUUUUUCGUGCCACCCCUUCCUUUGCACUCCGACAUUGUCUUCUUAGCAAUGCAUCUAUAUAGUCAUCCAUUACUUAUUUUAAAAGUAGAUAGACAAUGAAGUCUCGUUUCUGAUGAUCAGACCUACCUUUUGGGCGUUUUCGAGCAACUUGCACGAGACCAUGGAUGUAUGAAUUUUGUGCCACAUAGUCUCCGUGGUUCCAGAACGUCUCAAAAAUUAGUCUUCGAUUAUUUUCUGUGAAUAAAGUGAAGCCAUUUUUGCACAGCUGCAAUCCGAGUGAGUAAAUUGUUUUCCUGGUACCUUCACUCCAUUCUUAAAAUUUUACAGAAGUUUUAUAUCUGUCAGUUGAUUUAAUAAGGAAAAAAGCGCUAGAUUUUAGCUAGAGGUUGUAUUGUCGGAAAAACAAUUAUUUAAUAUUGAAAAAUUGUGUAAGUACAAUAUUCAAGAUAUUUGUACAAAUAUUAAAAUUAUGUUAUGGUCCAUAAUAAUAUAGAUAUUUCAAAAUAUUUCAUAUUAAUUACAUUUCUGAAUAAAAAAAAAUGGGAAAGGUUAAGUUAGAUUAGGUUCUAUUUCAAUUACUUCGUUAAUUGUCACUUCUGGUGUGUCCAUUAUGCUUUCUGUAUCUUCUUUUUUAUACAAUUCUUUAAGAUUUUGAACCCCAAGUUUCCUUUGGUAUGUGGUUUGAGCUAAUAUAUUCACUUGCUUCUUUUCUCUGAGUUCUGAUGAAUCUUCACAUCUGUUUUUGGAGGUCAUAAAAGUCCUUUUUAUUUUUUUUGAAAAUGAUUCCCAAUACUGUUAUUUUUUUGCCUUACUAGUGUCGUUUCUUACCCUCUUAUACUCAUUCUUUGUCUUCGGGCGUAUUUGCUGUCAUGUUUUUAGAUAAGCCUUCCUUUUUUUUGAUACAUUGUUCUUAGACUUUGUUGCAGAACCAUGGGGUUUUAAUGGGACAGAGUUUUUGUUGUUUUAUAUUUCAGGUGCCAAGGGCUUCUGUUGCAGAUUCCGUUUUAGUGUGCAAUGUAGAAAUACUUGUUAUUAUGGGAAAUUUGGCCAGAUCAGUAUGCUAAGCAUGUAAUUUAAAAAAAAACUAUCAGACUUGCCGUAGGUAACAUUUCCAGUUGAUCUUUUACCAUAUUUUUGAACUUAUUCAUAUAAUUGUUUAAUAUAAAUACACGAAAAAAAGAGUUGUAACAUUUUUAUCCCACCAUUCUAAUGCCGUCCAUAUUAUACAAGUUCGUCAUGUAACAAAAAUACAUAUUUUUUUACUGAAAUAAACUUUUAUUUAUUAUCUACAAUAGGUUUUUUCAUUAAGAGUAAACGCAUUAAAUUAGAACUUAUUUACUUGCUAUAAACACACCUAAAACAAAACUAUGAGUAAUUAAUUCAAAAACACGAGCAUAGAACAAAGGCAGUAUUGCCCACAAGUAUACUUAUAUCAAAAAUUGCAGUCGUUUAAACCCUUUCCUUUAUAUUUUAAAAUAAUAAAAAGUAUCUUACUCAUCCACAACCUCUUCUAUCAUACGUGUAUAUGUAAUAUUUCCUUUCCAUUUCGUUCUAAAAUUUGCUUCCUGUUUAGUCCAUCUCCAUUUCAGCCCUCUUUUCCAGAUUGUUUGUUAUUUUCAUAUUCAAUUGCCUUCUGGAUCUCCCUCAUCUCUUCUUUUUGUUUAUUUCAGUUUUUCAUCACUUUAACUGCUCUGUCCUUCUAUGUCUCCAAACCAUCUCAACUAUUGCUCGAUUUUUGCUUCUGACUUCACCUCUUAUUGUGUCGUUCUUUAUUUUAUUUGGUUUCUUUACUCCCCAUCAGUACCGUCUUUUCACACGUUGGUAUUUUUUGCUCCAAUCUGUUGGUAUCCAGAAUAAACCACCAUAGUUCAGCAUUAGAAGUAGUGACUCGUAGAUUUUCGUUAUUGGUCGAAAAAUAUUCUGAACAGCGGUACAUAGUUGCACAGUAUUUCUUCUGGUAUAUUCGAUAUUUUAAUUAUUUCUGUUUUUGUAUAGUUAUUUGUAGUUUCAUUAAUACACUUCUCUAUUCUGUUUUGUAGUGCUUCCUCUAUGUUAGCGAAUAUUUCGUCUUUGAUAAAUAAGAACAAUAAUGGGCUUAAAAUGCCUCCUUGUCCUACUCCACUACUUGUCAUCAUCUCCUGCUGAUUCCACAUUCUCUUAAAUAUAUUCUUAAUUAUGUUUAUUUUUUUUUCCAUCCAUAAUUAUUUUCCAUUUUUUCUCUGUUGGAGCUAUCAAAAUUAAUUGCUGCAACGUCAUUGUCUGUAUCUGUUAUUUUUUCUGUUCUGUCUGAACGUGGAUAUCUAGUCUGGUAUUUAUCUAUUGAAUCUAAAUGUGUUAUUUUUAACUCGUUUUACCUUUUCGUAUGUAAUACAGAGUAGCAAUAAAAAAGUUAUGGUGAAUCUAUUGAAGCCAAACAGGUUGCUUGUGCUUAAAAGCAGAUAUGCUUUUGAAAUUUUGAACAUAAAAUUGAAUUUUUGUGAUAAGUUUCAACAUAAAGUAAAGCUGGAAUAUUUUUACUAAGUCUUAUACGCCCAUUUUUACCAUUAAGAUAAAGAUUUGUAUAAAACAACUAUAUUUUCAUAUGAUCGUUAGGCAAAAUGUUAAUAAAUCUUUAAAAGACAAUAGAUAAGUGUUAGCGUAUCAUAUUUUUUCAUUCGCGGACUCUAUUAUCGUCUGAAUAUUUAUAGUCACAUUAUUUAAUCUAGUAGUUUUUUUUCUUAUAAUAUACUAUUAUUGACUUGUGCCAUUCGCUAUUAACCCAUCUUCAGUCAAUAAUCAGAACAAUACUUUUUGUAAAAACAAAUGUAAUAGAGACUGAACUUGCUUAUCUGAUUUUUAUUUUUGGGAAAACUUCUUUGGCACUUAUGUAUUGUGAUAUCGGUAAAUAUUUUUAACGGGAGUCCAAACUUUGAACUGAAUAUUUAUACCUGGAAUUCUAAUGUUAGACUCUUAAAAUGUACUGUACAGUAAAUAAAAAUUUGAUAGAUAGCAA